AUGGACAUCGACAUCAAUACUCACCCGGUCUUUUCACGCAUACCGCCGUGGGUCAAGGCCAAGCUGCGUCCGAUUGCAAUCUCGAAAAUACACCAAGUGUACGACUGGGUUGAGAAUGAGUGUAUACCCGCUGAGCGCAUAUACAAAGCGCAGCUCAGUCAAAGCAAGACAAGAUGGGAAACACCCGCCAUCAUCCACGAGCUGCGCAAGAAAGCCAAAGCCCAAGGGCUCUGGAACUUGUUUUUGCCCAACCACUUUGUUGAGAGUCCCGGAUUGACGAAUUUGGAGUACUCUUGCUGCGCCGAGAUAAUGGGGAAAGUGUACUGGGCCGCGCAGGUAGACGAUGAACUGCCACGCCCGGAAACAGGCAACAUUGAACUGCUAGCCAAAUACUGCACACCAGCACAGAAGGAAAAAUGGCUGUACCCGCUGAUGAACGGCGACAUGUCUUCCGCCUACAGCAUGACGGAACCCGACGUAGCCUCCUCAGACGCCACCCAAGUCGGCAUCAAGAUGGACAUUACCGAAAACGAAGUCAUAAUCAACGGCCGCAAACUCUACGGCAAUUGCCAAUACAACCCGGAAAUGCAGCUCUUCAUCCUCAUGGGCUGCUCGGAUCCGACGAAUCCGAAUGCAUGGAACAGACACACGACGCUUGUGGUGCCGGCGAACAGCCCUGGGCUCAAGCAGAUCCGGAACUUGAGUAUCAUGGGCUACGACUGGGCGCCGGAAGGCCACGGCGAAUACGUCUACGAAAACGUGCGGGUGCCGCGAGAAAACAUCAUCAUGGGGCCUGGACGCGCUUUUGAAAUCGCACAGGGGAGACUGGGUCCCGGGCGCAUCCACCACUGCAUGCGGCUGAUCGGGCAGGCCGAACGCGCGUUUGAACUCGCGCUCGUGCGGUGCAUGGAGCCGCGCAAGAAGCCGCGGGGCAAGUUCAUCGGCGAGUUUGACAGCAACAUUGAGCGCAUUGCUGAUAUGCGCAUGACAAUUGAUGCAAUGCGCCUGGUUGUGCUCAACGCGGCUGAUACCAUGGAUCUCCAGGGCAACAAGGCGGGUAGAUACGCUAUUGCGCAGAGUAAAAUCAUGGUGCCCAAUGCCCUGCUCAAAGUCAUCGAUGAAGCCAUGCAGAUAUAUGGUGGCCAGGGAUUAACCCAACAUACACCUUUACCCGAAAUCUGGACGUAUGCGCGCUUCGUGAGGGUCGCCGAUGGACCGGAUUCGGCACAUAGGCAUCAGGUUGGGCGCGAUCAGAUGAAGACUGCGAGUGAGUUUAGAGAGAAGGCGAAAGGAUAUACCGAGAGGUAUAGAGAGUUGUGCAAGAAGUGGGGAUUGAAGCCUGAGGAAUUUGAGGGAGUAUUAUAG
Exserohilum turcica Et28A is the source of this 1365-nucleotide messenger RNA. RefSeq lists its product as uncharacterized. The coding region runs from base 1 to 1365 and encodes 454 amino acids. Gene Ontology annotation, molecular function: oxidoreductase activity, acting on the CH-CH group of donors; flavin adenine dinucleotide binding. The transcript has 2 exons. NCBI's taxonomy places the organism in Eukaryota, Fungi, Ascomycota, Dothideomycetes, Pleosporales, Pleosporaceae. The record is from RefSeq and is a predicted model, not a curated record.